CCCUCCUCCCGUGGGGGGCGUGGGUCUGCCGGCCGACCUGCCUGCCUGUUGCCCUAGAGACGGGCUUCCCCGGCUCGCGCUCUUCCUCCUUCCCGCGGCAGGGGGCCCAGGAGCGCGCCAGCGAGCGGGCGGGCGGACAGGCGGGCGGAGCCGUCGGGUCUGGCCCGGGGCUGGGAUCCUCCUCCCGCCUCCCUGCCGCGCGUGGCUCAGACGUCAGGAGGAGCCCAAGCGGGCAGGAGGCAGCGCCCAUCCACACAGCUGCCAGAAGUGUCGGCGGGUACCGGACGGGCAGAGCCGGGCGAAGCGGCUUCCUGGCUCAAGCGAAGUCGAGGGAAAGCAGGAAGGAGCGAGAGGCGGGGAAAGGGGGUUCGCUCAGGCGCGCGCGCCAUGGCCGACGUCUUCCCACUCUGCGAACCCGGUUCGGGUCCCGAGGUGGCUCGGCGGUUCGCCCGGAAAGGGGCCCUUCGGCAGAAAAACGUGCACGAAGUCCGGGACCAUAAAUUCAUCGCGCGGUUCUUCAGGCAGCCCACCUUCUGCAGCCACUGCACCGACUUCAUCUGGGGCUUUGGAAAGCAAGGGUUUCAAUGCCAAGUUUGCUGUUUUGUGGUUCACAAGAGGUGCCAUGAAUUCGUUACUUUUUCUUGUCCUGGAGCUGACAAGGGACCUGACACUGAUGAUCCCAGAAGCAAGCAUAAGUUCAAAAUCCAUACGUAUGGGAGCCCAACAUUUUGUGACCAUUGUGGUUCAUUACUUUAUGGACUUCUGCACCAAGGGAUGAAAUGUGACACCUGUGAUAUGAACGUUCACAAACAAUGUGUAAUAAAUGUUCCAAGUCUUUGUGGAAUGGAUCACACGGAAAAAAGAGGGAGGAUUUAUUUGAAGGUUGAAGUGACUGGUGACAAGCUGGAAGUCACAGUGCGGGAUGCAAGAAAUCUAAUCCCUAUGGAUCCUAAUGGACUCUCAGACCCGUAUGUUAAACUGAAACUUAUUCCAGAUCCUAAGAAUGAAAGUAAACAGAAGACAAAAACCAUCCGCUCAACACUCAAUCCACACUGGAAUGAGUCCUUCACAUUUAAAUUAAAGCCCACAGACAAAGACAGGAGAUUAUCAGUGGAAGUCUGGGAUUGGGAUCGAACCACCAGGAAUGACUUCAUGGGAUCUCUUUCUUUUGGGGUGUCGGAACUGAUGAAGUCACCAGCUUGUGGGUGGUAUAAAUUACUUAACCAGGAAGAAGGCGAGUAUUAUAAUGUGCCAAUACCAGAAGCUGAUGACGCUGGAAAUGCAGAACUCAGACAGAAGUUUGAGAAAGCCAGACUUGGCCCAUCAGCUAACAAAGUUAUAACUCCAAUUGAAGAUCGGACUUGUAACUUACCAUCCAAUAAUCUUGAUCGGGUUAAACUAACAGACUUCAACUUUAUAAUGGUGCUUGGAAAAGGGAGCUUUGGGAAGGUGAUGCUCUCAGAACGAAAGGGAACAGAAGAAUUGUAUGCAGUCAAAAUAUUGAAAAAAGAUGUGGUGAUUCAAGAUGAUGAUGUAGAGUGUACCAUGGUUGAAAAACGAGUUCUAGCUUUGAUGGACAAGCCUCCUUUCUUAACGCAGCUUCACUCUUGCUUCCAGACUGUGGAUCGCCUGUACUUUGUUAUGGAGUAUGUGAAUGGUGGUGACCUCAUGUAUCACAUUCAGCAAGUAGGAAGAUUUAAGGAGCCCCAAGCAGUAUUCUAUGCAGCAGAAAUCUCAGUGGGUCUUUUUUUUCUCCAUAAGAAAGGAAUCGUUUAUCGAGAUCUGAAAUUAGAUAAUGUAAUGUUAGAUUCUGAAGGACAUAUUAAGAUUGCAGACUUUGGCAUGUGCAAGGAGAAUAUGAGUGAUGCAGUGACAACAAGGACCUUCUGUGGGACUCCAGAUUAUAUUGCACCAGAGAUUAUUGCCUAUCAACCAUAUGGGAAGACAGUGGACUGGUGGGCCUACGGAGUACUUUUAUAUGAGAUGCUGGCUGGUCAGCCUCCAUUUGAUGGGGAGGAUGAAGAUGAACUCUUUCAGUCAAUAAUGGAACAUAAUGUUUCCUAUCCCAAGGCAAUGUCCAAAGAAGCCGUGUCCAUCUGCAAAGGGUUAAUGACUAAACACCCUGGCAAACGUCUUGGCUGUGGGCCCGAAGGAGAGAGAGACAUUAGGGAACAUGCCUUCUUUAGGAGAAUUGAUUGGGACAGACUGGAAAACAGAGACAUCCAGCCUCCAUUCAAACCGAAAGUGUGUGGCAAGGGCGCCGAAAACUUCGACAAAUUCUUUACCAGAGGACAACCAGUAUUAACGCCACCUGAUCAGCUGGUCAUUUCUAACAUAGACCAAACAGAUUUUGAGGGAUUCUCCUAUGUCAACCCGCAGUUUGUACAUCCCAUGUUACAGUGUGAAGUAUGAAAACAAUAGACUCAGGAAAGCUCCCCCCCCCAGAAAUUGCCCUUAGCCCUGGAGUUUUUAGACCUUUGCCUUGUUGAUUCCAUUUGGGUCUGGGAAUUGUAGGGGUAAGGAGGAUGGGAAGAUGCCGAGGAACAUGUGGACAUAGAAGAUCACCCAGUGUAUUUAUCUAGGAAUCACUGAUGCUUAUAGAUUACUGCUAGCCUUUGUCAUUUUUAUAACUUUGACUAUUUUUCUCUAUCUCCUGUACCUCUGAAAACUUCUUCUUAAACAGUUAAUUAUGAAUCUGAGACUAUCAUGUGGGGUUAAGGAAAAAAGAGAUGAAAAUGUAAGUUGACUGAAAAAUAAGGGGCUGGGGCUGGGGGGGGGGGAUGUAAUAAAGGGAAAUCCAGAAAAUUUUCUUCAAUAUUACAGUUGGCCAGGUUUAUGAUAAAACAAACAUAUGAACAAACAAGGCCCAUAAGAGCUUUUAAAAUUACUGGAUCAAGGUAGAGGUUUCAUAUAAGUUUUCAAUAUAAAGUUUUCAGUAUAAAAUAAAAAUUAUGUGCAUACGAUGAAUACUAACUAGCGCCUCUGAUGAACUAGCUCCAAGGUAAAACUGCAUAAUACUGAUAUAUGUAUUAUUUUUAAUCUCCAUGAGAUUAUAUUAUGAUCCAGGGUGCCAAUUUGCUAUUUAAUUUACAUCUCUAACCAUGUUUAUUGUAAAGCCAGUUUUAAUAUUUUAUCCUAAAUAUUUCUUAACUGGGCUCGGAAGUCAAUCUACACAUCCCUAACUCUUCAACUUAUAUUUAUUUAUUUAGUAAACUGCAUGAAUAGAAUAUAAAAAGUGUACAGUAAAUUAAUAGAGAUGUAGAAUUCAGAGUCAAGCCCGAAAUCAUUAAGGAAUGUUUCUAAAAACUAUAUAUUCAGAUUUUAACUGAUUGGUUUAGAAUAACAUGGAAUCAAAGAAAUCAAAGUGAAAACCUAACAUGGAAUAAGUUUUCUUCAACUGCUGUUGCAAGCUGUUGAAUACAUUUUUGAAUAUGCAUCAUGCAAUGAAUUUUGCAUGUUUAAUGAACAGCAUUAAGUGAAUCCAUAUUAUGAGUAAUUGUAUCACCUGUGGUACACACAAUACAUAUUUUAAUAAGACACAGCUGUGCCAUAUGAGGGAAAGUUCUUUGGGAGAAACUUUUUAGCUACAGCUUAAUGUUCAAUUACAAUUUUGAUUUGUUUGGGAUUUUUAAAGUUCUGCACCUUGUUGAUAGAUUAGGGAAGUCUGUGCUCUUCUGUGCUUAUCUUUAUGUAGCUCUACUGCUAAAUCAUCUUAAACUGCAAUGAGAUUUUGAGCACAGUGAGCACCAUGCACAUGCAUGUGCAAAGUUUACCCACCCCCAGCUAGUAUGAGGAGCUGCUGAUGCAUGCCGGGCCAAUUCCCCCCAUUUCUUUCUGAAGAACUUGCAACAUGUCUCUAAAUCAAUUAUUUGAUCUCAAGCCAUUUAAAAAGCAGUAUGAGGGUUAUGCAAGAACUUGAACAGGAAAUUUGGAGAACAACCAUAUAUACCUUUGCUUUUUAUUAUUACUAUGAGGUUUUCUUUCAAGGUGAUACUGGGCACUUACUGCAUAUCUAUUACUUUGAAGCAGGAAAGCAAUAUAUUAGAGCUAUAAUCAGAUGUUUCGUAGAAUUUUACUCCCCUGCUUAUAAAUUAUUUCAUUUCCUCACCUCCUCACACUCCCCCCCCCCGUAUUUUACUAGAAUUUAACCCAUUUUAAAGAUCAUUAAAUAGUGGACCUGUAAUUCUUUUGCAUGUAAAUGUGAUAGGCUUUUUCUUGUAAUGUUUUCCCUCUUGAUUUCUGUACAUUUAGCUGGCAAAAUAUGUGGAUGUAAGUUCCUGGACAGCCCAUCUGCUUAUCAGUUUGGCCACACAAAAAUGCAUUCCCAAGAUGAAAAAUAUUCCACAAAAUUCAGUAGAAAAGGUUCCCAAUUGUAUUUGAAGAUUAUUUUUUCAUUAUUUUUAAAAUGUGAGAAAAUCCUCUUUAGUAAACUCUUGCUUUCCUGAACAUAUUCAUUUUCUCCAAGGAUCUGUGCAAGGGUCGUUUUAUGCUUAGUUUUUUGUCUUUCGUUUGUGAAUCUUUAGCAUAGAAAAACAUGCACAAGAAGCUACAUGUGAACAGAAUACACAUAGAGACAUACUUUUCAGCAUGUUCAGGAUUUAUUAGGAAAGCUAUUUUUUUUAAAUACAGGCCGUCAAAAGGGCUGCAAUCAUGACAAAAUAAGCCAGGUCCUCACACAUGAUAGCAUGUAUUUUCCUCUACAUUUGUGUGACCCUAAACCUAAACCUAAGCCCCAAAUAAACCCCAUAUAAGCUGGGAAACAAUUGUAGUCAUGAGCUGCCUGGGAAAAUUGAGGAUGCUAGUUUGAGAUGCCAUGUGGUGAACCGCCUAUGAUCAUUCUGUGAGAUAGGCAGCCAUACAAAUUCAAUAAAUAAUAAAUAAAAUAACAAGGGCACUGCCAUCCCACCAAACAAAUAAUGGGAUUUUUUUUCAUGUAAUAGUUUUUUUGUAAGCUUUGUGCUGCACCUUGUAAAAAAUAUUCCUGUCAUUGGCAUACAUCUUAUUCCAAUUUUUAUAUCCUGUGUUCCAAAUGGAUACAAAGAAAUAAAUAGGCCUGCAAAAAUGCACUAUAUCUCUAGUUCAGCUGAGAAUCAACCAAGCAGCUGUGACCUUGGUGAAAACCAUAGUACCAACAAAUACCUUAAAGCAGGAGAUAUGCAUGUUGUUAAGUGGCUGUAAUAUUGGAAUUUCUAGCAGCCUGUAAGAGCUCU
Crotalus tigris (Tiger rattlesnake) is the source of this 5210-nucleotide messenger RNA. It is a transcript of the gene PRKCA, whose product is annotated as protein kinase C alpha. NCBI's taxonomy places the organism in Eukaryota, Metazoa, Chordata, Lepidosauria, Squamata, Viperidae. The record is from RefSeq and is a predicted model, not a curated record. The coding region runs from base 388 to 2412 and encodes 674 amino acids. Gene Ontology annotation, biological process: protein phosphorylation. The transcript is spliced from 17 exons. Gene Ontology annotation, molecular function: zinc ion binding; diacylglycerol-dependent serine/threonine kinase activity; ATP binding.